AUGAAUGAGGUAUUCCAGCCGUUCCUUCGUCAAUUUGUUGUUAUAUUCUUCGACGAUAUUCUUAUUUACAACAAGGAUUUGGCCCUUCAUCUUGAUCAUCUCCGCCAAGUAUUUGCCACUCUGCGUUACCACCACUUGGCGGUCAAACACUCGAAGUGCAACUUCGCCACGCCCACUAUCGAAUUCCUUGGACAUAUUGUUUCAGCACAUGGUGUCUCCGCUGAUCCUACAAAGCUUGAAGUCAGACGAAACCGGCCAAUCCCAAUUACGCUCAAGCAAGUUCGCGGCUUCUUGGGGUUGACCGGCUAUUAUCGUCAUUUCAUCCGCCACUAUGCGACUAUAGCUGCCCACCUCACGGACCUCCUCACCAAGGACGAGUUCACGUGGUGCGCACAAGCCGAGCAUGCCUACACCUCCCUCAAAGACGCUUUAAGUCAUGCCCCGGUAUUGGCACCGCCCGAUUUUGCCAUUCCCUUUAUUGUGGAGACCGACGCCAACGACGUAGGAAUUGGCGCAAGAUUGAUGCGAUCCGAGCAUCCAAAGGCCUUCUAUAUCCGCAAAUUUUCCCCCCCAUAUGCAUGGGACGGCAUGCACAAGGACAUCGCCAAGUUUGUCCAAGCAUGCGAUAUUUGCCAAAAGUGCACACCAAUGAACCAUCACCCCUACGAGUUACUUCACCCAUUGCUCCACCCGACUCAUUAUGGACCAAUCUCUCUAUGGACUUCAUCACACAUUUACCACCAUCUGCCGGAUAUACGGCCAUAUUAG
Messenger RNA from Rhodamnia argentea, 768 nucleotides. RefSeq lists its product as uncharacterized. The coding region runs from base 1 to 768 and encodes 255 amino acids. The record is from RefSeq and is a predicted model, not a curated record. NCBI's taxonomy places the organism in Eukaryota, Viridiplantae, Streptophyta, Magnoliopsida, Myrtales, Myrtaceae. The transcript is spliced from 2 exons.